This is a messenger RNA of Haliotis rufescens (red abalone), 1548 nucleotides long. RefSeq lists its product as uncharacterized. NCBI's taxonomy places the organism in Eukaryota, Metazoa, Mollusca, Gastropoda, Lepetellida, Haliotidae. The transcript has 6 exons. The record is from RefSeq and is a predicted model, not a curated record. Gene Ontology annotation, molecular function: protein binding. Bases 27 to 1400 code for a protein of 457 amino acids.
GGACCUGCAUAUCACACCGUGACAACAUGGCGCUGGGAAGGUGGUUCUUGUGUUGCUUCUUGUUCGGGAUUUUCGUUGAGACAUUCGCUGUAGAAACUGAAACAUAUUACCUGGACGAGAUAUGCGGCAAUACAAUCGAUAUGCAAGCCCUUGGCAUCCAAUCUGGUCGGUUGCUUCUCAGACGCCCGGAAAUAGGCCUCAUCAAUUUCAACUGUGUUAUAUUCAUCCGCGCACCUGAUCCACGGCGGCUGAUCAUUAAAGUUACCGGAUUGGACAUCGUGGCCCCGUUUGGAUGCGCCAGGGACUACAUCCAGUUUUUCGACGGAGCGACUUCAGCCAAUCCUCUCAGUAAUGCUAUAUGUGGCUACACCACUCCAGACGUCGCCUUCAUCACCACGCAACCAUCAGCGUCCAUGGUGUUCGCCAAGAAGCUGGACUACAUGAAUGACCAGUUUGAGGUCGUCUUCACAGCCUACAAGAAAGGACCCUGUGACCCCGGUGAAUACAACUGCCACAACGGGCUCUGUAUCGCCGACCACCUCUACUGCGAUGGCUUCGACAACUGCGGGGACGGCUCCGACUUGUGCCUCAUCAGCAUUGGAGGCAUCGUCGGCAUAGCCAUUGCUGUUGCCAUCAUCCUCAUUCUAGUUGCCCUCGUUGUCGCACUACUCGUACAACGACGACGAAGACAGAAGCUUGAAAAGUGGCAUCGUUUACACAAUACCUACUCCUUCAACGGAUCCAGUACGAUGUCGCUUCCUCGCAGCAGGCUGGAUUACAGCUUGCCUAGAAGUAUCAAGAGCUUCCGGGAGGUAAGUCUGUCCGGUAGCGGGAAGGAUUACGAUGUUCCGGUCAGUCAGGAGGACCUCUAUGCCAGCAUCAUGAAGGACAAGGAGCACCACAAGCUGCACAUACUGAAUGCUUCAUCUCUCCCCAGAGACACUCACUCCUUGGCAACUGGCUCAUUUGGCCACGUGGUUAGUUUCCGUUGCUACCCUGCCCCAGUGCCAAGAAUGGACGAGGAGUUCCACCGCGCCACUCCUCAGCCAGAUGUAUUAUCUCAUGGUUUCUUUUUUGGCAAUUCUGGAGAUAAUGAUUCGACAGAUCUAAAAUCAGCGGGAGAGGGCAAAACCAUCAGUCGACAUCAUUCCUCAAGGUCAACCCACUCCAGUGUUCCAAAGAACCCCCUUCAAAGGAACCAUCAGGUGAUGACCGAGAUUCCCUCUCACUACGCGAACAAGCUGGGUCACACAGCGGGUCAGACAGAAGAACAGAUGGUCGAGCUGGACAUGAGGAUGGACGGACUGAAGGAUGGACGUGACAUCUACUUUCACAAUGACACAACUGCCCUUAAAACAGACAGAGGUGCUCGUGGAAGCUUCGAUCUCGUCAGGUUGUAGGUUUAUGUCCUGUGUAUGAUGUAUCAGCCGAUAAUCCAUUGCAACAAAUACAAUACCCUGCCGGGCAAACAAUGUAUACACUUGGAUUUAACUAAACAAUUACAAACAUUAUCAAAGCGUUACCAGACUGACAAAUUCGCAGGAAUAC